Molecule: messenger RNA, 363 nt
Organism: Cooperia oncophora
Lineage: Eukaryota; Metazoa; Nematoda; Chromadorea; Rhabditida; Trichostrongylidae
Source: the annotation of a GenBank genome assembly
AUGCUGUUCCUAACGAUUCUUCUAUUGGUGAUCGGUUAUGCGCUCCUGAGGAUAUGGUUGACUCGAAGGUCGCUUCCACCAGGUCCUAUUCCGAUCCCCUUUGUUGGAAAUAUGCAUCUGUUAGCAUAUAAAAUUCUGGUCGAGAAGAAGGAUUUUGCCGAGUCCAUGAGAGAUUUCGUCAAAGAGUACGGUAGCGUGCACACCUUCUGGUUCGGACCCGUUGCUACCGUACAGAUUUGUGACUAUCCAAGUGCAGCCGAAGCAAUGAUCAAGAACGGAGCUGCAACUGUCAAUAGAGCUCUACCGUUCUUGUUCGAGACCUCACGAGGUAACCAACAAGCUUCUCCUAACGCUCGCUGUUAG